CAGUUUAAUUCUGAAUACUCGGAAUUAUCAAAGAAUACUAUUUACUCAUCACGGAGAAUACUCUCUGAUUCAUCGUACUUCAUCGUACUGGAUCUUAUCUCAUCUUGUCUUGCAGCAUCCCGCGCUUGGCGAAACUUCGCCCGAUCUGCUCCACAAAACUCUCUUCUUCUCUCGAUCUAUCUGCAUCAUCUUUGUCAGCCUCUCGUCGUCCAUCAACCUUCACCAUGGCUGCUCAGACUACUGAGAAGCUAGAGAAGCUUGACUUGAACGGUCAGAGCGCCGACGCAAAGGCGGUCUCCUCUAGCACCGGCCAGGCUGCAAAGGCAGAGGCAGAAGAAGACUCAGACGACGAAAAAGAGGGAGAAAAUCCCGCUCCCGAGUCUGGGGCCACUGGAGCGGCCAAAAAGAAGAAGAAGCGCAAGCCUAAGAAGAAGAAGAGUCCCAAGGUCCAAACCUCCCCGCCUCGCGUGCCAGUAGCCGACCUCUUCCCCAAUCACCAAUUCCCCGAGGGUGAGAUUGUCGAAUACAAGAAUGAGAAUUCCUACCGCACUACCAACGAGGAGAAACGCUAUCUUGAUCGCAUGAGGAAUGAUUUCCUACAGGAAUACCGCCAGGGCUCGGAGGUGCACCGUCAAGUUCGCCAGUAUGCGCAGAAGAAUAUCCGGCCUGGUCAGACUUUGACGGAGAUCGCAGAGGGUAUUGAAGAUGCCGUGCGCGCGCUGACGGGUCACCAGGGUCUCGAGGAAGGUGACAAUAUCAAGGGUGGGAUGGGCUUCCCUUGUGGGUUGAGUAUCAAUCACUGUGCUGCCCAUUACACGCCCAAUGCGGGGAAUAAGAUGGUGCUGCAGCAGGGUGAUGUGAUGAAGGUGGAUUUUGGCGCACAUAUAAACGGCAGAAUUGUCGAUAGCGCCUUCACCAUGACUUUUGACCCUGUUUAUGAUCCUCUCCUGGAAGCUGUCAAGGAUGCUACCAAUACUGGUAUUCGGGAAGCCGGUAUUGAUGUCCGCAUGAGUGACAUUGGCGCUGCCAUCCAGGAGACAAUGGAAAGCUACGAGGUGGAAAUCAACGGAACCACGUAUCCGGUAAAGCCCAUCCGGAAUCUCAAUGGUCACAAUAUCGACCAACACGUUAUCCACGGUGGUAAGAGUGUACCCAUCGUGAAGGGCGGUGAUCAGACCAAGAUGGAGGAAGGCGAGGUAUUCGCCAUUGAAACAUUUGGCAGUACUGGAAAGGGUUACGUGAGAGAGGAUAUGGAAACCUCUCACUACGCCUUGAUCCCUGAUGCGCCAGUUGUCCCUCUACGGCUAUCCUCGGCGAAGAAUUUGUUGAAUUUGAUCAACAAGAACUUCGGUACUCUUCCCUUCUGCCGUCGUUAUAUCGACCGGUUGGGUCAGGAUAAGUACCUGCUGGGGUUGAACAACCUGGUGUCUUCGGGCAUCGUCCAAGAUUACCCGCCUCUGUGCGACAUCAAGGGCUCUUACACCGCUCAGUUUGAACAUACUAUUAUUCUUCGACCAACCGUAAAGGAGGUCGUCAGCCGUGGAGACGAUUACUGAGUGAGAUCAGAUGGUUGAUGUUGUGUUUGAGAACUGUCCAGGCUGGAUUGAUGUCGGUGUUGGCAUGGUUGAAUGUACAAGUGAAAUAGGCCAGCGACAACACAGAAUUAGAAUGCGUAAAUAAACUCAUCAUCAUACAUAACUAUCAU
This is a messenger RNA of Monascus purpureus, 1705 nucleotides long. NCBI's taxonomy places the organism in Eukaryota, Fungi, Ascomycota, Eurotiomycetes, Eurotiales, Aspergillaceae. The record is from the annotation of a GenBank genome assembly.